This is a messenger RNA of Linderina pennispora, 560 nucleotides long. RefSeq lists its product as uncharacterized. Lineage: Eukaryota; Fungi; Kickxellomycota; Kickxellomycetes; Kickxellales; Kickxellaceae. The transcript has a single exon. The record is from RefSeq and is a predicted model, not a curated record. The coding region runs from base 163 to 468 and encodes 101 amino acids.
CCGCGUCCGUAGCAACAAUGGCCAUUACCCGUGCCACCUUCCCCCCUGUCCCUGCUACUGAAAUGCCCUAAUCUGUGCUGCCUUCUUCCUGUCUUCCUCUCCAUGUAGGUGUGCCUCAAAUCCCCUGUAUAAAACAUAAUCCUGUAAAUUACCUAGUGUUUUAUGGCAAGUCCUGACGCCAAAGAAGUACCGCUCACUGGUCCCCCCGAUAAGCCUGCACUUACCCGCCCUUCUCAGCAACCCGCACAGAGGCUCAUCACCAUCUCGCAGAUAGAGCCCACUAUGGGUACCGAAGGUUCGGUGGUCAGCUCUGCGCCCACACGCAGAUCCAGUGCGUCGCAGACACGAGCUUCGCCGACCCCCACCUCUGUGGCACAAAGCCCGAUAGAAUCAGCAGACAUGACGUCUUCAUCGUCUCUACCAUUCAUUCCGUAUCCGACAACUACGGACAGCCAAGGCUUGCAAUGAAAACGAGGUGUACAUGUGGAUCGUUGACAGCAGCGGCAACGGCAAAUACGAGUGCAAGGUCGACCAGCAGUACCGGCCGGCUAAGAGUCACC